Molecule: messenger RNA, 543 nt
Organism: Leptopilina boulardi
Lineage: Eukaryota; Metazoa; Arthropoda; Insecta; Hymenoptera; Figitidae
Exons: 4
Coding region: 1-543 (180 amino acids)
Source: RefSeq, a predicted model, not a curated record
AUGGUACCAGUUGCUGUGGUACCAGUUGAUAUGGUACCAGUUGGAGUGGUAUUAGUUAUAGUGAUACCAAUUGCUGUGGUACCAGUUAAAGUGGUACCAAUUGCCGUAGUAUCAGGUGGAGUGGUACCAGUUUCUGUGGUACCAGUUGCUGUUGUACUUUCUGGAGUGCUACCAGUUGCUGUGGUACCAGUUGCUGUUGUACUUUUUGCUGUGGUACCAGUUACUUUGGUACUUUGUAACUUUCUGUGCUACCAGUUGCUGUGGUACCACUUUCUGUGGUACCAAUUACUUUGGUACUUUGUAACUCUCUGUGGUACCAGCUGCUGUAGUACCAUUUGUUGUGGUACUUUGUACGCUUCUGUGGUACCAAUUGUUGUGGUACCAGUUGAUGUGGUACCCGUUGCUAUGGUACCAGUUGUUGUGGUACCAGUUGGAGUGGUACCAGUUGGAGUGAUACCAAUUGCUGUGGUACCAGUUGGAGUGGUUUGUAACAAUAUGUGUUAUUAUGAGUAUUAUGACAAACAUAAUGUUCAUUUAGAAUAA